UAUGCUUAAUGAACUCCAUUUAUAAUUGAAAUGUUAUGUAAUUCGUAUUGUAGUCAUAGUGAUGCUCGCAAUCUUCUCCUUCUUUAUGCAUUGGGAACCCAAAUCAGUCCCCACUAGUAAAGUUCAAAACUUUUUGUAGUUUUAUCAGUUACGAACUUACGACCAUGCACACAAAUCUCUUCUUCCUCUCAUCAUUCAAUCAUUUCUCUCUUCUCCACUUCUAAUUAAUGGAAACCCAUCUUCCCUCCCUGUUUUUUCUUCUCAUUUUCCUCUCAUUUCUCCUCUGCUGCCCGGCCAAGCGCUGCCCGGACUGCGGCCGCACGCCGGUGCCGUACCCACUCAGCACGAGUCCGGAUUGCGGUGACCCUCUUUACAGAGUCCGGUGCGCCGCCGACAAGCUCUGGUUUGAGUCUGUUAAUGGGUCUUCGUAUUUGAUCACUUCCGUUAAUCCGGUAGCUCGGAAGCUGAUCAUCCGGCCGCCGGGGUUGGCCAAAAACUCCUGCGUGUCAUCGGAUUUUGGAACCCAUGGUUUUUGGCUCGACACGCGCCUUCCUUUCACCAUUUCCGAAAGAAACACGGUUUUGCUCUAUAACUGUUCGAUGGAAGUUCUGGAAAAUAAUUGGAACUGUUCACCCGAUAGCGUCUGUCAUGACUUUAUCAAGCAGAAUCCGGUGGCAAUGGCAGCGUGUAAGGCGGCGCCGACGUGCUGUUGGUACACGAGUGGCGGUUCCUUGACUGCGUAUAGAAUCAGGGUGCGGAAGGAGCGGUGUUCGGCUUAUGAAUGUUUCGUGAAUUUGGGUGGUUCUGGUCCGGCGAAGAAGUGGCCGGAACCUGGGGUGGAGAUUCAAUGGGCGCCACCGCGAGAACCGCCGUGUCGUGUGGCUAUGGACUGCCGGAAUUGGGAGAAUUCUGCUUGUUUGCUGGACCAUACAAACGCCAAGCAGAUGAGAUGCUUAUGUAAGGUGCCUUUCAAGUGGGAUCCUGUAAAUGGAUUGUGUAAUGGCAAUAAUUUGAAAAUACAGAACAAGACAAUUCAUAAGAAGCACAAGAAGAUGCCUGUUAUUCUUGGAGGAGCAAUGGCGGGAGUAUUUUUAAUGGUGAUUGGAGGCUCAAUCAUGUUUGUAAUUUCCAAAAGACGUGGACAGCUUCCAAAAGGGAACGAGCUGAGUUCAAAACAAGUUCGUGAAGUGAUUCUAACUGCGAACAGCAGUGGAAAAUCGGCGAGGAUGUUCACAACCAAAGAGAUAGCGAAGGCCACAAACAACUUCUCCAAAGAGAACUUGCUUGGUUCUGGUGGCUAUGGGGAAGUCUUCAAAGGCAAUCUAGAAGAUGGAACUUUAAUAGCUGUUAAACGUGCCAAGUUGGGUAGCAUGAAGGGAAUUGAUCAAAUCCUAAACGAGGUUCGGAUUCUUUGUCAGGUGAACCAUCGAUACCUUGUUCGUCUACUCGGAUGUUGUCUCGAACUCGAGCAACCACUCUUAAUAUAUGAGUACAUCUCAAAUGGGAACCUAUUUGAUCACCUUCAUGGGAAUACUAGUUCAAGCAAGUGGCCACCAUUGACAUUGAGUCGUCGACUCUACAUUGCUCGGCAAACAGCCGAUGGCCUUGCUUAUCUCCACACUUCAGCCAUGCCUCGAAUCUAUCACCGAGACAUAAAGUCAAGCAACAUUCUACUAGAUGAGAAGUUGAAUGCCAAAGUAGCUGAUUUUGGGCUGUCUAGAUUGGCUAUAACUGAAUCAAGCCAUAUUACAACUGGGGCUCAGGGAACAUUAGGUUAUCUAGACCCAGAAUAUUACCUAAACUUUCAAUUGACAGACAAGAGUGAUGUUUACAGUUUUGGAGUUGUCAUGUUGGAGCUAUUGACUUCUGAGAAAGCCAUUGAUUUUAAUAGAGAAGAGGAAGAUGUAAAUUUAGUAGUUUAUAUCAAGAAGAUCAUCCAAGAAGACAGAUUGAUGGAGGUUGUUGAUCCUGUGAUUAAACAUAGAGCAAGCAGAGUUGAAGUGGAGAUAAUCAAAGCAUUGGGGUCUUUAGCAGCAGCUUGCUUGGAUGAAAAGAGGCAGAAUAGACCUACCAUGAAAGAAGUUGCUGAUGAGCUAGCCAACAUUAUUUCCAUUCUUAAUAACGAGAUCCCUUUUCUCUUUCCUAUUUCUCCAAGUAUAGACCUUAGUAAUUGGGGCUGAUUCAAAUUGUCAACCGUAGAAUCCGAGAGGACAAGAAGAAAAGUUAUCAAAAUUCACCAUGUACCAUAUUAACACUCCAGCCUCUUCAAUCAUAGAACUAUGUCCUAUUUGACAGCAGACUAAAUGCAGGCAAACAAUGUCAAAGUUUGAGGAUUUAAAACUGUAUGCUGUAUUACACACCAGCCAGACUUCGGUAUGGGAUAAAACUAAACCAACCACUAUAAGAAAUUAGUCUUUAAAAUGUCACCUUAAACAGGAACCAAAUAAGACCUCGGGUUAAAUUCGAUAAUGGUGCAGGUUG
Cucumis melo (muskmelon) is the source of this 2481-nucleotide messenger RNA. RefSeq names its product wall-associated receptor kinase-like 20. Gene Ontology annotation, biological process: cell surface receptor signaling pathway; protein phosphorylation. Gene Ontology annotation, molecular function: protein serine/threonine kinase activity; ATP binding. The transcript is spliced from 4 exons. Gene Ontology annotation, cellular component: plasma membrane. The coding region runs from base 228 to 2180 and encodes 650 amino acids. The record is from RefSeq and is a predicted model, not a curated record. NCBI's taxonomy places the organism in Eukaryota, Viridiplantae, Streptophyta, Magnoliopsida, Cucurbitales, Cucurbitaceae.